Messenger RNA from Coffea arabica (coffee), 2466 nucleotides. RefSeq names its product PRA1 family protein B3-like. Gene Ontology annotation, biological process: vesicle-mediated transport. Gene Ontology annotation, cellular component: Golgi apparatus; endoplasmic reticulum. The record is from RefSeq and is a predicted model, not a curated record. Lineage: Eukaryota; Viridiplantae; Streptophyta; Magnoliopsida; Gentianales; Rubiaceae.
CGCCUACCCGGGGGGAACUGACAAAACAAGCCGACUCUCACAUGCAUUCACGCAAACCAAUCAGCACCGUCAAUUCCCACCAUCAGCGGCUAUGAAACUCCUAAUCUUCCCCGCGCCGCGAAAUGCAGCGUACAUAUGGAGACAAAAAGUUCCAGUUCUCUCCAGUCUCAGUCAAAGGAAUAAAAUUCCCCAUUGACCUGACCGGUUCAAAAUAAGGAAAACUCGCGUUUCAAUGUCCUCUUCCCACCCUCUCCCCAUCUCCAACCCUAAGGCCCAAGCUCAAGCCCAGACCAAUGCCUUAACGGGCCCAUCCUUCCUCACGCGCCUCUCCGACUCUCUCCGCCGCCUGAACUCCCGCCGCCGUCCCUGGCUCGAACUAGUCGACCGCUCCGCCUUCUCACGCCCGACCGCACUCUCCGAUGCCACCACCCGCAUCCGCAAGAACAUCUCCUACUUCCGGGUGAAUUACCUCACGGUUUUCGGAUCCGUUCUCGCCUUCUCGCUCCUAUCGCAUCCUUUCUCUCUUCUCACCCUACUAUCGCUCCUCGCCGCCUGGCUAUUUCUCUACCUCCUCCGCCCAUCCGACCAGCCGCUCGUGGCGCUGAGCCGGACGUUCUCGAAGGGCGAAACCCUAGGCAUUCUCAUUGUAGCCUCGCUGUUCGUGAUCUUUCUCACGAAUGUUGGGUCGUUGCUGAUGUCAGCAAGCCUGAUAGGGGCGGGGAUUGUGUGCGUUCAUGGAGCAUUUAGAGAUCCGGAGGAUUUGUUCCUCGACGAUCACGAAUUGCCUGGUUCUGGAUUGUUCUCGUUGAUCAGUGGCGCUGCGUCCUCCGCUCCCGUCUCAGCCGCCGCGGCAAGCAUUGUUGUUUCCCACGUAUGAUUCCUUCCUUCCUAGUUCCUGCAUCAUGAUGGAUGUAGGUAGAGACCCUUUUUUUCCUUUUUUCUUUUUUUGGAGGAAGGAAGCAAUUGGAAAUUCGCGCACGCACGCCGGGAUGGCAUUAUGGGCGGUUGAGUUGUAUUCUUUAAUUAAUAAUAUUCGUUGGCAUUAGUAAUUCUGUUGUUUCAGGAAAAACUCACAGCACAAGUUUUAUACGCUCUCUUUUCUAUGCUCGAGUAUUCUUCGUCCAUCUGGGGGUUGUUUAUGUGGAGCUCAAUUUUAAAUGUCGAUGCCAACUUAAUUAAAGCACAAAUUGACCCAGACGAAGGUUAACAAUUUUGUUGCAAACAACCUUCAUGCUCAUCAGCUCAUGCUCAUGCUUUGAGUUCAUCUUAUGAAAAAGCUAAGGCAAAGUUUCGGCAUCACUUCUUGCAGCAACAAAUCUUGGGGCAAAAUGAAGUUUUGUCCGUGAAAAAUGUUCCCAAGUUCCGAAUUCGUCCAUCAACUUGGGCAAUAAAUAAUGCAGUUAACCGAGUCAUUGUUGUUAGACUCGAGCCAGGUUGACCAUGAGGGCAUUCAUUCAUGGUGUUUAAGCUUUAGACAUUUAACACCCAGAAGAAAUUUAUGUUGGACCCUUUCCAAUUUACGUGUUGAAACUCCGACUUCAGAUAUACUGACACCCGGCCCCGAAAUAAAAACAUAAAGUCACAAAUCUGCUUCGACCAGUAAUAAAAAGAAAACUCCAAUAACAUCAAAGGUUUUAUGGUGUUGAGGGAGAAUAAUUUCAUUUCCCAUAGCUAUUCGUCAGUAGAACCAACACCAGCUACUACAUGGUUUUCCUGUUCAAGUACUGGUUUCUCCCAUGUCCCAAUUAUCUCAUUUUUAAGCUAACUAGUCUACUUGGGUUUGAUAUUGUAACAAAUCCUUGUUUUUGCUUGGUUUGCUAUUACUAUCAAAGUGAGUCUGUAUUUCCUCCUUGACAUCAUUUAGCGUUCUUGAUGGCUUGGGGUGUUGUAUUUACUUGUUUUGAUUGUCCGUAUGUCCAAUUUAUAUUGGGUUUGAAAUGCAUAAUUGUUGUGACUCCCAUCUUUUUCUCCUUUUGUGUUUAGGCCUCUCCAAUAAACAAUCACUUUCCCUGGCGAGACAUUUUAUGGAGACUCCCCGCUCCUGGCUGAUGGCGGUGGAGAGUACAGGAAUCCCAGAAAUUUAUGGCGCCUACGGAUCACACAACCUGAAAAUGAUGGACCAAACACACUGCAACCUGAGAAAUCGUUUCACGGACCUGUCCAUGGGUCGACAGGCCUAGUUGGCAAGCUUAAAUUCAGUGGCCUGGAGGACAGUUUCACCGGAGACAGGUGGGAAGUUGGAUACCGUUGGGUCAACGACUAUGAGAGACUGGUCCGACGGGAUAAAGUGGGGAAUCUGUCUGAUCCUCCUUUCUGGUUUCUACUACUCUCGCAGGAAAAUAUAUGGACUUGGAGGCCAAGACGAGAAAAAUACCUUCAAGUUGACCUUGUGGGUAAUCAGGAGUUGUUUGGACAGUGAAAUUAUCCCAAAUAAUAUUUCGUUUACAUCAUAAACAUAUUUUCCAA